This is a messenger RNA of Procambarus clarkii (red swamp crayfish), 451 nucleotides long. The record is from RefSeq and is a predicted model, not a curated record. Lineage: Eukaryota; Metazoa; Arthropoda; Malacostraca; Decapoda; Cambaridae.
GUUGUGUUCUGCCACCUUGUGAAGACUUGUGACAACGAUGCGUUCCCUGGCCUUCACCUCCGCCCUCCUGCUGCUGCUGCUGGUGCUUGUGGCUUCGGCGGCGGGCACGUCCAGAUGCCCCAAAUUCUGCCAGGAAAUUUACCGCCCGGUCUGUGGCUCUGACGGCGUGACGUACGACAACGACUGCUACUUGCGUAUUGCUGCUUGCAACAGCAACUGGCGCAUCAGGAAGCUACACGACGGCCCUUGUGCUUCAGGUUAGAUGCCAGCCUACGACUCUGACUUAUUCCAGACGAAUGAAGAACACUUCUACGUUGGAGUGUUGUGGCUCCAGGUCCAGGUCGCCUCCACCAGCCCGCACGUCCUGAUGGACGCUCUCUCUACCACGCACUUUACUAAUAAUAACUUAGUGGUUCCUCACUUACAUUUGUCAUUAAAGCAAGUAUAGAUA